Molecule: messenger RNA, 594 nt
Organism: Brassica napus (rape)
Lineage: Eukaryota; Viridiplantae; Streptophyta; Magnoliopsida; Brassicales; Brassicaceae
Product: glutathione S-transferase T3-like
Exons: 2
Coding region: 1-594 (197 amino acids)
Source: RefSeq, a predicted model, not a curated record
AUGGCUCACCGUCGGUGGCUCUUCUCAACGGCGACGGUGCUCUUUGUCGAUGGCUCUCCGCGAUUCGCUCAGGAUCCCGUAGUUGGGAAUGAGCAGAAGUCAGAGGCGUUCUGGAAGAGAAUUGCAUCAUACUACUCGGCGUCGCCUAAGCUCUCUGGUUGUGAAAAAAGGUCAGGAACUCAGUGCAAGCAACGUUGGCACAAGCUUAAUGAUUUGGUUUGUAAGUUUUGUGGGGCGUUUAAAGCAGCAACCAGAGAGAGAAGCAGUGGUAUGAAUGAUACUGAUGUGCUCAAAUUGGCCGACGGAAUCUUCUUCAACAACCAUCAAAAGAAAUUCACUUUAGAGCAUGCGUGGAAGGAGCUUCGCGCAGAUGAGAAGUGGUGUGAACUCUCCACAGCAAAAACAGUAAGCAGCUCCAAAAGGAGGAAGCUCGAGGGUGGUUCACAUACUGGAAGCUCUCAAGUAAAGGGAAACAAUGCUGGUGUUGACGAUGACGUAACAUGUCGUCCUGCGGGUGUGAAGGCUGCAAAAGCCCGUGGGAAGAAGCCGUUGGUUGAGGAUAAAGAGAUCUAUGACUUCAAGACUAUUUGGUAG